GCUAGAGAACCUCGCUUGUUGUGGUGGCUAACGACGAGAAGCAUGCUACGGUUCUCAAUUUAGUGAUAUUCGCCCGAUAGUAGGCGAAAUCUGCAGAAAUGGGGAAAAGAGACAAUAGAGUGGUAAGCAAUGUGUUAAAUAAUUCCAGCCAUGUAGAUAUUCAGCUUUUUACGGUAAAUGUUAUGCAUGAAAAAAAAAAUGUUGGCUAUAGCUAGCUAACUGGCACUGAAAACGCAUGGGCCUGUAGGUAUGUUAGGUAGGCCCUAUAAGUUAGCGUUAGUGUGCAGGACAAGUCGAAUUCCAUUAAAACAAGCUAUAUCAAAGGUUCACAAAUUUGAGUUAUUUUAACAUACGAUAUCUAUAUCGAAUGAAUAUAGCUAGCUAGGCAAACUAACCUGGCAGAUAACGAAGAACACGUAAACGUUAGCAGGUCGCCUGAAGGACCGCUAACCGUGCCACAACUGAACUAACGUAGCUAUCUAUUUAGGUCGAAAUUAUAGUUAUGUUAUAUUUCGCUAGUUUAUAAUAAUAUAGCGAACUAGCUAGCACAACCUGUGUCUAUUAAAAUAACAUAAUCCAAAACGCGCGGGAGAAAAAAAAAAAAAAACGAACCAUUUUGUAUUUAUUUUUAAAUUUUUAGCAGACGCUCUUAUCCAGAGCGACUUACAUGAGCAAUUAGGGUUAAGUGCCUUGCUCAAGGUCACAUCGACAGAUUUUUCACCUAGUCAGCUCUGGGAUUAGAACCAGCGACCUUUCGGUUACUGGUACAACGCUCUUAACCUCUAAGCUACCUGCCGAACUAGUUAGCUAACGCCUGCCAACUAGGCUCGAGUUCAUCAUUACCAGAAUUGCCCGGACUGGCUAUGUACGCUGUAUCUAUGUUAUCAAUGUGUAAACAUUACCUUUGUAUGGAAAGGCCAUAGAAUUGGCAUUGACUGUCUAGUCAAUUACUGAACCAACAUAGCCAGGUCCAAAUAUUGUGUGUUAUUAUGCUUCCAAUUCCUGUCUAGACAAGUGUUAUUGUCUAAGGUAGCUAGAUGUCAUCAUUGAGGUGUCUGGUCUGACUGUCUCCCUUGUGUGUUUUCAGUCGUAUGUGAACCCCAUAGCUGCAUCACGGGCCAAGGGACCCGCACCCAACGCAGGACCGUCUAUCCAGGAUUACCUGAGCAGACCACGUCCAACAUGGUAAGCAUAAGAUAACACACCUAAGGACCCAGGAUUUGUGCCUGAAAAGCUCUCUAGAGAUGGACAUACCCUCAUUGAUAUUGCUGAAGAAUGUCAACGGGUAACAUGGUGGAUCCUAUGUGUGUAAAUCGGGGUGGUAAGGCAUUGCUCUCUUAUAAUACUUGGCUACACACUAUGGAAUGCUGCCUGCAAGUCACAAGAACAUUUUGCCAUGCCCUUGAAUGUUUGGACAUGCAUCACCAUCAGUUGUGAUCCAUUGAUUUUCAUUGAGUGAUGGUCGUUUUUCUUCCUUCAUCAGGGAAGAGGUGAAGGAGAUCAUAGAGAGGAAGAAGAAAGGCUCCAGAGCCCUGGCGGACUUUGAGGAUCAAAUGAACGAGGUAUUGUUCAAAUGUCAACAGUUGUACUUUAUUAUACUGUACAAAUUCAGUGUUAUAUUUUGCUUACAUUAAAAUAUCACAAUUUGCAUUUUAUAGAAUUGGAAGAAAGAGCUGGCGAAGAACAGAGAGAAGUUACUAGGUGGCGUUGACAAGGAGAAAGAGGAGAAGGAAAAGAAAGAGAAGGAGAAGAAAGAGAAGGAGAAGAAGGAGAAGAAGGAGAAGAAAGAGGUAUGCUUCCAGUUCCAUCCAUGUCUUAACCUUUUAAUGCAGCCAUUUUGUUUUAACGUAUCCACCUCUCACUCCAAAUCUCUGUUUUGUGUUUAGAAAAAGAAGAAGGAGAAGGAAAGGAAAGAAAGGGGAAAGAAAUCCAAUAGGGUGAGGAAAGCUGUCUCCAAUGUUUUGUUGAAGACUGUUGGUGUACAUAUUGCGGUAGUGGUAUCUGUCCUCUAAAAAAGGCAUCUUUUCACAAAGGUAUUUUUGUGUCAGUUGCGGUCUUCAAAUCUAAUGAGCUCUGCUUUCAUUGUGUUUGGUCAAGCAUUCCUCUCCCUCCUCCUCCUCAUCGAGUUCUGAUUCCUCUAGCAGCUCCUCCUCAGACUCUGAAGACGAGGUAUGUAGCAGAGUAUUUGGUGACAAGUCUGUGUCAGCUUGCCAUACUGUUUCCCAGCCACCCUGUGGGCACCAUAGAAAUAUAAUUAAUUAGAAGUAAUUCUAUUUCUAAGGUAGGCACAAAGAGCUGUGUGAAGUAUUGUGAAUUACAUUUUUACUGUCCAUAUUUUAUUUGGGGAUUGGCUUCUACCCCCUUUAUGAAUAUUGAGAAAGUGAUGGAUCGUAUUCAAUGCGUUUCCAGUUAAAUAUUGUCCUACUAUUUCAAAGAGGGAAAUAUGAUAGACUGAAACUGAUUGUGUUUUUAUCUGAUGUCUGUUUGGUCAGAAUGAAAAGAAGAGUGUCAAAAAGAAACGGAAAAAGAAGCGGUCCUCCUUCAAGAAGGCAUCGGAAGACUCGACUGUAGAAUCUGAGCCCGACAGCAAGGUUAGUUUGAUGUGAAGAGUAUUCCACCUAUUUUCAUAAAUUAAAAUGACUUAUUUCAUUAUGUAAGACGUCCAUCUGGAUACUUCUGGUCAAGAUCUUAUGUUCUGGAUGAUGCACUAUUUCGUCUUCUUAAUAUCACUCUUUUUAUGUUGGCCCUCACUGUCAUUGUGUUUCUCUGUUCAGCCAUUGUUUGAUUUCUGUUCAUUCAUUUCAAAGUUGAACUUUUUUUGUUUGUUACAUGAGUACUUCAUUAAAUCUUCAUGUUUUGUAUGCAAAAAAGGGCUCCUUCCCUCUCAUUCUGUUUCUCUCCAAGAAGACGAAGAUGGAGAUGGAGAUGAAGAAGAAGAAAGAUGAGGAGAAAGAGAAGGUACUUUAACAACAUUCGUGUAUCUGUUAGUCCUGUUUUGUGUAUUGCUGCCUGAAAGAGUGUUUGAACAUGCUGGGCUGCAGUGAACUGAGGGCUGUAAAUGUUUACCCUUCAGGAUGAAAAGAGCCGCAGGAAGAAGAGGAAAGCCGAGCGAAGUCAUAAAGACUCAUCCUCGGAGUCGUCGGCUGACUCAGAAGUGGAGGAGGGUGUAAGUAUAUUCACCUUUCUCUCCACUAUAUUAAUUUGCCAUGUUUAAUGACUGAAAAUAAUGUGUUAUGUAUUGACUUGGAUGACUGCUUAUGGGAUGGAUAUUUGUUCCUCAUUGGAGGGCAUUGGUCAUCCGUAGUUGAAGUAUUACAUUAAAAAAAAAAUUUUUUUAGUCAUUUAGCAGACGCUCUUAUCCAGAGCAACUUACAGUUAGCACAUACAUUAUUUUAUCGAACCCACAACCCUGGCGUUGCAAACGCCAUGCUCUACCAACUGUGUCAUUGUGAAAUACUGAACUUUUGUAUUGGACGUUGGGAAGCUGUCAGCGGACUUUGCCCAUCCGUUGUGGUGUGUUAAUGUUUGCUAUGUCUCUGUAGGGUGAACCCAAGAAGAGAAAGAGAACUAAUGAGGAGAAAGACAAAAUAGCAGCA
This is a messenger RNA of Coregonus sp. 'balchen', 3596 nucleotides long. The record is from the annotation of a GenBank genome assembly. NCBI's taxonomy places the organism in Eukaryota, Metazoa, Chordata, Actinopteri, Salmoniformes, Salmonidae.